GAUGGGGAUGAUCGACACCUGGCUGGAUCAGCACCGUCCGAUUUACGAGGCGGCUACUCGCCAUCCCUUCAUCCUCGCCAUCCGCGAUGGAUCCGUCCACCUCUCGUCCUUCAAGACCUGGCUGGUACGGAAAUCAUAACAAAAAACCGGCAAGCAGUCGGAGUACCGCUGACGAAAACGACGCGUUGUUGCAGGGGCAAGACUACCUGUUCGUGAGGGAAUUCGUGCCGUUCGUGGCGAACGCGCUGAUCAGAGCCGGCAGGGAGUCCGGUGAGAGCUCCGACAUGGAAGUUGUGUUGGGAGGUCUGUCGGCGUUGAACGAUGAGAUCGAUUGGUUUAAGAGCGAAGGUUCGAAGUGGGGUGUUGACUUCUCGACCGUUCUUCCUCAAAAGACCAACCAGGAUUAUUGCAGGUUUCUGGAGAAACUAACGGAGAAAGAAGUGAAGUACUCAGUGGUGAUGACAGCGUUCUGGGCGAUUGAGGCGGUGUACCAAGAGAGCUUCGCUCACUGUCUGGAAGAAGGAAACAGAAUUCCGCCGGAGCUGGCCGGAGCUUGCCGGCGUUGGGGCAACGAUGGCUUCCGACGGUACUGUUCCUCGGUCAAGGCCAUCGCCGACCGGUGUCUGGAAAACGCCUCCGGCGACGAUCUCGCCGAAGCGGAGGCAGUUUUCGUUAGUGUUCUUGAACACGAGAUCGCCUUCUGGGACAUGAGCCGCGGAAUAUGAAUCUUUCUAAGGUCAUUUCCGUGUUCUUUAUGCAAACUUCGGCGUUUGUCAUCGUUGUGUGUUCGUUCUUUUUUCUCUUUUGAACCCAUUUUUCUUUUCUUUUUUUUUUUCUUUUGUCAAAAACCUGCAAAGAUAUGGACUGAAUCCACAGAUUACAUGAACAGAUUUGACAUUUCA
Molecule: messenger RNA, 902 nt
Organism: Tarenaya hassleriana
Lineage: Eukaryota; Viridiplantae; Streptophyta; Magnoliopsida; Brassicales; Cleomaceae
Product: bifunctional TENA-E protein
Exons: 2
Coding region: 87-725 (212 amino acids)
Cellular component (GO): cytosol
Source: RefSeq, a predicted model, not a curated record